AUGCAUCCCAUUUUGAAUUUUGUCAGACUGGCAGGCUCGCUUGUCUCCGGUAUCAAAGCUGGCGUAUGGUUCCUCGCUCAGAGUAGGUUUGCUAACCCUAACACCAAGAUAUCUGCGUAUACUACAACGUCCACUCGUCUCAGCACUACUACUGCGCUUUCCACGACUAGCAUACCAGCUACUACAUACUACGUCACGAGUUCCACAACUUCAUAUGUUACUAGUACUCUGGCAGCUACUACAUUCUACGUGACGAGUUCAUCAACCGUCUAUUUUACUAGUACGCAACCCGUAACUGUUACUGCUACUUCAACUACAGUGAGCUCGUAUCCAGUCACUACGACGGUACGAAGCACCACCACCGAGCUGUCUACGACUACCAUACCAGCUACUACAUACUACGUCACGAGUUCCACAACCUCCUACAUUACUAGCACCACGGCAGCUACUACAUCAUACAUCACGAGUUCCGUAACGUCGUAUGUUACCAGUACUACGGCAGCUACUACAGUCUAUGUCACUAGCUCUUCAACUGUAUAUGUAACUAGUACACGGCCCGUAACUGUUACUGCCACCUCGACUACAGUGAGCUCAUAUCCAGUUACGACAACGGUACGAGCUGCUGGUCAGGGCACGGUCACGGAGACGGAGACAACGACGGAAACGACGACUACAACAGCGGCAGCCGGAGCUCAACAAGUGAAAGCUCAGGACGCACCGAAUACCAGCGUCUCGACUAAAACGGUUACCCAACAGCGCAUAUCGACGAUAACCACUACCCAAGCGGGCCAACCUACAAAGGUGGUGACUACUACGGUUGUACAGACGCGUGUUUCCACAGUGACAGCUCCAGCGGCUCAAGCUCAAGGACAACAAGCGAAACCAGUCACCACGACCGUCACGCAGUCUACGACAAUCGCACAGCAGCGAACCUCUACAGUGACUGCGCAGGGGAAGCCAACCACUGUUACACAGGUCCAAGCCGCCUCAUCCCGCGUUUCGACGGUGACAAGAACCGUUACAACGACGGCGCAACCGACGCAUGCGAAGAGGUGGUUUGGCCCGGUUGGACGUAGGUAA
Cucurbitaria berberidis CBS 394.84 is the source of this 1080-nucleotide messenger RNA. RefSeq lists its product as uncharacterized. The coding region runs from base 1 to 1080 and encodes 359 amino acids. The transcript has a single exon. NCBI's taxonomy places the organism in Eukaryota, Fungi, Ascomycota, Dothideomycetes, Pleosporales, Cucurbitariaceae. The record is from RefSeq and is a predicted model, not a curated record.